Molecule: messenger RNA, 2069 nt
Organism: Bombina bombina (fire-bellied toad)
Lineage: Eukaryota; Metazoa; Chordata; Amphibia; Anura; Bombinatoridae
Product: oocyte zinc finger protein XlCOF6-like
Exons: 1
Coding region: 38-1837 (599 amino acids)
Biological process (GO): regulation of transcription by RNA polymerase II
Cellular component (GO): nucleus
Molecular function (GO): RNA polymerase II cis-regulatory region sequence-specific DNA binding; DNA-binding transcription activator activity, RNA polymerase II-specific
Source: RefSeq, a predicted model, not a curated record
UAGUUCAUAUCCAUCCUUCACUACGGGAAGCAUCAGAAUGAUACCGCAAACUCCAAAAGUCUUAGACACCAAUGACUAUUCACAAACAUUAGGGAUAUCACAGCAGAUAUUUAAAGGAGAUGGUGAAUUUGCAGGAACUGGGCUACAAUCAUUAUGUACAGAGAGUAAUUUAGUCAUCAAACAAGAGGACAACAUUUAUGCCUUAUCUAGUGAAAUGAUUAUCCCAGAGGAUAAACCACACACAUUUACUGAGUUUUCAAAACAUAUUAAAGAAGAGAAAAGUCUACAGUCUAGCCAAAUAAUUCAUACAAAGGAGACACCUUUCAAAUCUACAGAAUGUGAGAAAAGCUUUAGAUGGAAGACUAAGCUACUAGAGCACUACAAAAUUCACACAGGUGAGAAACCACACACAUGUACUGAGUGCGGCAAAUGUUUUACACAAAUGAAUCAUCUGAAAACUCAUAAAAAGAUUCACACAGGAGAAAAGCCUUUCACAUGUACAGAGUGUGGAAAACGUUUUACACAAAUAAAUAAUCUGAAACGUCAUGAAAGGAUUCACACAGGAGAAAAGCUUUUCACAUGUACAGAGUGUGGAAAAAGGUUUACAGAAAAUAGUGAUCUGAAAAACCAUGAAAGGAGUCACACAGGAGAAAAGCCUUUCACAUGUACAGAGUGUGGAAAAAGUUUUACACAAAAGAGUGAUCUGAAAAAGCAUGAAAGGAGUCACACAGGGGUAAAGCCAUUCACAUGUACAGAGUGUGGGAAAAGUUUUACACAAAUAAAUAAUCUGAAACGUCAUGAAAGGAUUCACACAGGAGAAAAGCUUUUCACAUGUACAGAGUGUGGAAAAAGGUUUACAGAAAAUAGUGAUCUGAAAAACCAUGAAAGGAGUCACACAGGAGAAAAGCCUUUCACAUGUACAGAGUGUGGAAAAAGUUUUACACAAAAGAGUGAUCUGAAAAAGCAUGAAAGGAGUCACACAGGGGUAAAGCCAUUCACAUGUACAGAGUGUGGGAAAAGUUUUACACAAAUAAAUAAUCUGAAACGUCAUGAAAGGAUUCACACAGGAGAAAAGCUUUUCACAUGUACAGAGUGUGGAAAAAGUUUUAUAGAAAAGAGUAGUCUGAAAAUUCAUGAAAUUAAUCACACAGGAGAAAAGCCUUUCACAUGUACAGAGUGUGGAAAAAGUUUUACACAAAAGAGUGAUCUGAAAAAGCAUGAAUGGAGUCACACAGGGGUAAAGCCAUUCACAUGUACAGAGUGUGGGAAAAGUUUUACACAAAUAAAUAAUCUGAAACGUCAUGAAAGGAUUCACACAGGAGAAAAGCUUUUCACAUGUACAGAGUGUGGAAAAAGGUUUACAGAAAAUAGUGAUAUGAAAAACCAUGAAAGGAGUCACACAGGAGAAAAGCCUUUCACAUGUACAGAGUGUGGAAAAAGUUUUACACUAAAGAGUGAUCUGAAAAAGCAUGAAAGGAUUCACACAGGAGAAAAGCCUUUCACAUGUACAGAGUGUGGAAAAAGUUUUACACUAAAGAGUAGUCUGAAAAUUCAUGAAAUGAAUCACACAGGAGAAAAGCCUUUCACAUGUACAGAGUGUGGAAAAAGUUUUACAAAAAAGAGUAAUGUGAAACGUCAUGAAAGGAUUCACAAAGGAGAAAAACUGUUCACAUGUACAGAGUGUGGAAAAAGUUUUACACAAAAGAGUCAUCUGAAAAAGCAUGAAAUGAUUCACACAGGGGAAAAGCCUUACACAUGUACACAGUGUGGAAAAAGUUUUAUAGAAAAGCGUAGUCUGAAAACUCAUGAAAUGAUUCACAAGGGAAGAAACCUUUAACAUGUUUAGAAAAUAUGGUUGCUACCUUUUGCACAGCUGAUUAUCUGACACUUUGCAAAUGGGCAUGGUUGAGGAUGUGGUUAGGGGUGUGGCUUCACAUGACCUUAAAGGGACAUUCCAGCCAAAUUUUGGAAUCCACGUGUAUGCAUUUCAGUUUUGAGUAGAAGCAUUUUUGUAGUAUACAUGUAUUAGAUAAAAGUUAUAGUUGUUUCAAAAGUGUAUUUAAGUUUGC